AUGGUCUCAAACAUGUUGAAGCUUAUGUUGUGCUUGUUGGUUUUAAAGUCCUUGCAUCUAACAUCCUCAGGUCAAAGAUGCAAGGAAAAACUCUUCCCUGCCCAUAAGGUUUAUGACAAUUGUAAAGAUCUUCCUCAUUCGUCCUCUUUCCUCCAUUGGACUUAUUCAGAAGCGAUAGGAGAUUUGGACAUAGCAUUUAGACACACUGAAAUCGCGUCUAAUAGAUGGGUUGCGUGGGCUAUAAAUCCAAAAAAUAACAUCAACAAUGCAAUGAUUGGAGCACAAGCUUUAGUUGCUAUCCCUCAAUCCAAUGGUAAUGCAAAGGUAUAUACUUCUUCAAUUACUAGCUAUAGCAUCAAUUUGGAAAAUAGAAGCAAUAUUAUUUAUCCUUAUAUUGGUUUGAUAUCUACCUAUCAAAAGAGUGAGGUGGUGAUUUAUGCAACUCUUACUCUUCCUAUUGGCACUAAAUCUUUGGUUCACCUUUGGCAAGAUGGUCCUCUUGUGGAUUCUGUCCCUCAAAUGCAUGAACUAGAUUAUCCUCAUCUCCAUUCUAAGGAGGUCUUGCAUUUGGUUUAA
This is a messenger RNA of Trifolium pratense (red clover), 576 nucleotides long. Its product is annotated as cytochrome b561 and DOMON domain-containing protein At5g47530-like. The record is from RefSeq and is a predicted model, not a curated record. Bases 1 to 576 code for a protein of 191 amino acids. The transcript has a single exon. Lineage: Eukaryota; Viridiplantae; Streptophyta; Magnoliopsida; Fabales; Fabaceae.